UGACAGGGGCAGGUGAUGAGCCCGACCCGCGGGCCCCCACAGCCCAACCUCCCCACUGCACUGCAUCGGGAUCGGAGACUUGUCGGCCCGCCGGUCCAUGUGGCGCUGCCCGGACGGACGCGGCUCGCCUUCCUCUCCUCCGCACGAGUGCAUAAAAGCCAUCCGCACCGCGACUCACGGCGCCUGCUCCCCGCGCGCACCACCCGUCGCCAAUUUCCAUACACCAACACAUACAUCUCCCCGAAUCGCGCCGAGGCGCACACGCACACCGGACGAAACGAAAUGGCGACGCUCUCCGUCCCCGCCGCCGUCCCGGCCGUCGCCGAGGACUGCGAGCAGCUGCGCAAGGCGUUCGCGGGGUGGGGCACCAACGAGCGCCUCAUCGUCUCCAUCCUGGCGCACCGCGACGCCGCGCAGCGCCGCGCCAUCCGCCGCGCCUACGCCGAGGCCUACGGCGAGGAGCUGCUCCGCGCCAUCGGCGACGAGAUCCACGGCAAGUUCGAGAGGGCGGUGACCCAGUGGACGCUGGACCCGGCGGAGCGGGACGCGGAGCUGGCCGGCGAGGAGGCCAAGAAGUGGCAGCCGGGGGGCCGCGCGCUCGUCGAGAUCGCCUGCGCGCGCACCCCCGCGCAGCUCUUCGCCGCCAAGCAGGCCUACCACGACCGCUUCAAGCGCUCGCUCGAGGAGGACGUCGCCGCGCACGUCACCGGCGACUUCCGCAAGCUUCUGGUGCCUCUUGUAAGCGCAUACCGCUACGAUGGUCCGGAGGUGAACACAUCGUUGGCACACUCUGAAGCCAAAAUACUCAAUGGAAAGAUCAACGAGAAGGCCUACAGUGAUGAUGAGAUCGUCAGGAUUCUCACUACAAGGAGCAAGGCUCAGCUACUUGCAACAUUCAACAGCUACAAUGAUCAGUUCAGUCAUCCCAUCACUAAGGACCUCAAGGAAGACCCAAAGAACGAGUUCCUCUCAACCCUGAGGGCGAUCAUAAGGUGUUUCACUUGCCCUGACAGAUACUUUGAGAAGGUCGUCCGGUUGGCCCUUGGAGGCGUCGGCACAGACGAGAACACCCUUACGAGGGUCAUAACCACUCGCGCCGAGGUGGACCUGAAGGUGAUAAAGGAGGCGUACCAGAAGAGGAACAGCGUCCCGCUGGAGAAGGCUGUUUCCAAGGAAACAAGCAGAGACUAUGAAGAUAUGAUGCUCGCACUUCUGGGGGCAGAGUAUUGAGGCGUGUGCCUGAUCUACCAUAUGCUUGAUGAUGGGGGGAAUAAGAGUGCAUAAAACUGUCGAGUGUGUUGUUUUUCAUGGAUGAUUAUACGUUAGCCUGCAUGGCAGUACUCGUCCGAUAAGUUAUAUCAUUUCGUCAUUUGAGCUGCAGAAAUAUCAUUGGUGUUUUUUGAAGUUUA
Aegilops tauschii subsp. strangulata is the source of this 1409-nucleotide messenger RNA. RefSeq names its product annexin Gh1. Gene Ontology annotation, biological process: response to cold; response to salt stress; response to water deprivation. Lineage: Eukaryota; Viridiplantae; Streptophyta; Magnoliopsida; Poales; Poaceae. The record is from RefSeq and is a predicted model, not a curated record. Gene Ontology annotation, molecular function: phosphatidylserine binding; calcium-dependent phospholipid binding; calcium ion binding. Gene Ontology annotation, cellular component: plasma membrane; cytoplasm.